Penicillium roqueforti is the source of this 1062-nucleotide messenger RNA. Its product is annotated as regulator of G-protein signaling domain-containing protein. The record is from RefSeq and is a predicted model, not a curated record. The transcript has a single exon. The coding region runs from base 1 to 1062 and encodes 353 amino acids. Lineage: Eukaryota; Fungi; Ascomycota; Eurotiomycetes; Eurotiales; Aspergillaceae.
AUGCUUAAAAAGAAGACGCUGGCUCCGUCUCUCUUCUUUCGGAACCAUACUCCUACCGCAACCCCCGAAUUGUCCCCCACCUCCUCAGACAGCGACUCCGAAGAGGAUAUGGAAUCUUCUGGCUCCCGGCCGGUCAGCCUAGCCAUCUCGUCGGGGGCCUUCUCCAUGCGCCCGACGCUCAACGAGGUGCUGGCCAACGUUGCUCCUCCUCCAUACACCUUGAGCGCCUUCAUGGCCUACCUCUCCCAGAAUCACUGUCUCGAAACAUUGGAAUUCACCAUGGAGGCCAACCGCUACCGGGAUUCCUACUACGCUCUGGCCGGACGACUGGGCCCUGCCGCCUUGGAAUCGGACUGCCCCGAGAAUCAGCACCUGCGAAUGCUCUGGAAACGCCUAUUGUCUGCAUACAUCUUCCCCGGGUCGCCGCGCGAGAUCAACCUGUCGAGCGAAGUCCGCGAUGCGCUCCUACAGUACAAGAAUGUGACCGCGCCGCCCGUGCCCGAGACGUUAGAUUCCGCCGUGAAGCGCAUCCACGACCUGAUGGAGGAGUCCAUCUUCCUCCCCUUCGUCAACAGCCACACCACUUCCCCCUCCAUGGGUCCUUCCGAUCCCUUUGUGGGGCCCGAUGACUUCAUGAGUCUAUCAUCGACGAGCCUAGACGAGCACCCGAUCAAAACAGUCCGGUCGCGCGUGUCGAAGCGCACCUCCCCGCAGUCGUCUACCAAGGAUCUUCCUGCAACGGGUCACAACCGCUCGACCAUGUCCCUCGGCGCCAUGCAUGCCCUCGGAAAACGCACCUCCGGCGCCCUUGGAAGCACCAGCGGGGAGUCAGCUUACCUGUCGCUGACCGAUGACUCCAGCUCUAGCCCCACCGCUGAGGAGCCAAUGACGCCGCCCACCACACCGCCUGCCAGCGAGCCGCAUCUUCCCAUGCACAGUCCUAAGCUUCGCACCGAGAACCCUUGGAAGAAGAUGGGUAUGAAGCUUGGCUUCAAGAAGCGCUCCACUACAGGCAGCAACGGUAGCAAUCGCGAUCCUAAGAUUCUUGGUCUUGACGAUUAA